AUGGCCGUCACACCUCACGAAGAGACCAUCGUCGCUGACGAUAACGUCGCAAGUAGCGUUAUUGAUGAUGGUGACUCGGCACUUGGGGGAGAUGCCUUCAGUGACAGCACAUCACUAAAGUCAAGCAUCAUGAAAUACCGUGAGGAGAACGGAAGGACGUACCAUGCAUACAAAGACGGAGCUUAUGCGCUUCCUAAUGAUGAGGUUGAGAAUGAACGAUUAGACUUGCAGCAUCAUCUCAUGCUUCUCACAUUCGACGGAAAAUUGCAUGCGGCUCCCCUGCCCGAGAAGCUCGAUCGCGUGUUCGAUGUUGGAUGCGGCACGGGAAUCUGGUCUAUCGAGUUCGCGGAUGAGCACCCGGAAACUCAGGUCAUCGGAGCCGACUUGAGCCCAAUUCAGCCUUCGGCUAUUCCACCAAACGUGACUUUCUACGUGGACGACGUCGAGGAGUCCUGGGAUUACUCUGCCAAGUUCGAUUUUAUCUUCGCUCGUUUCCUUACCGGGUCCAUUCGCGACUGGCCCAAGUUCUUCAAGCAGAGCUAUGAGAACCUCGAGUCUGGUGGCGUGAUCGAACUGAUCGACUGCAUCUACCCAAUGACAUCAGACGACGACACCCUCCCCAAAGACUCAGCCCUAUACAAAUGGUCCAAGAUGCUUCUCGAUGCUUUUACCGCAAUGGGAUCUGGUCUGGACAGUGCUCUGAGGUACAAGGACCAGCUUGAAGAAGCUGGCUUUACUAACGUUGAAGUGGUCAAGCGAAAGUGGCCUUUGAACGCGUGGCCAAGGGAUCCGAAGUAUAAGCAACUUGGGAUAUGGUCUUAUGAGAAUGGAAUGAACGGUCUGGCGGCUGGCAGUCUUGCUGCUUUUACACGUCCCAAGAGUGAGGGCGGUCUUGGCUGGAGUGUGGAGGAGGUCGAGAUCUUCCUCACAGACGUUCGGAAGGAUCUUAAGAAUUUGAAGAUCCAUGCGUACUGUCAUAUUUGGUCUGUAUACGCGACUAAGCCAGAGCAGUAA
Molecule: messenger RNA, 1014 nt
Organism: Fusarium coffeatum
Lineage: Eukaryota; Fungi; Ascomycota; Sordariomycetes; Hypocreales; Nectriaceae
Exons: 12
Coding region: 1-1014 (337 amino acids)
Molecular function (GO): methyltransferase activity
Source: RefSeq, a predicted model, not a curated record